Messenger RNA from Echinococcus granulosus, 201 nucleotides. RefSeq lists its product as hypothetical. The record is from RefSeq and is a predicted model, not a curated record. Bases 1 to 201 code for a protein of 66 amino acids. NCBI's taxonomy places the organism in Eukaryota, Metazoa, Platyhelminthes, Cestoda, Cyclophyllidea, Taeniidae. The transcript has a single exon.
AUGGAAGAUUGCGAAUUCUGGCGUCCACUUGCCCAAACCUUCAGUUGUUACGCUGUCACUCAGAUCAAGUCAUUCAGCAGUGCAUUAAAUACGGCAGCAUUUCAAAUUAGUUGGAUUAUUUUAAAUAAGAAAGAGCAAAUAUUUAAGAGGAAUUUAUUUAUAAAUAAUGGCUUUUAUUGCAUUGUGAUGCUAAAUGACUAA